This is a messenger RNA of Symbiodinium sp. CCMP2592, 1848 nucleotides long. NCBI's taxonomy places the organism in Eukaryota, Dinophyceae, Suessiales, Symbiodiniaceae. The record is from the annotation of a GenBank genome assembly.
AUGAUGGACCCAGAUGAGCAUGAUUUCAGCUCCACUGACAUCCUCGGUCAGAUGAGAAGUGAAGCUCCCAAAGCAGGCCCGAAAUCCAAGGCUAAAGCUAAAGCGAGAGGCAAGGGCCCGCAGCUGAAGACAUGCUUUGUUGAGGGCUGCCCCGACCUAUGUGUGCCUGGCAAACGGUGGUGUAAACGACACAAUGCUGCCUAUGACAACCUGUAUUACCAGGCCAAAAAGGCUGCCGAGAUCCCCACUUUGGAAGCUUCCAUGCGGGACCCCGAGACUGCCCAGCGAGCCUUUGACUUGUACUUCGAGCAAAACCCCUGCGACGGAAAGUGGAGGCGGAAGUGCAUUGUCAACUGGGCGCAGUGGAAGCGGCAGUUUGUGAACAGCCAAGUGAAGCGGCACCGUGAAGGCUGCAGGCCUUUUGAAUACACUCAGCGGCUGUUGUAUUGCCAAGGCACGAUGGGCUGGUCCAAGGAAUCGGCAAAGUCGGAGUGGGAAAAACAUUCCAAGGACCGGUCCCUGACCCAGGACAAGAAGGGACUGGAUGGGUGCGAUCGCAUUUGGAUCCCUGUGAUUGAAGAGAACCACUUUGACAAGGAUCGAGCUCGCCACAGCAUCUAUCAGGAAGGUGGCAACGUGGAGAAGAAUCUCAGUGAUGAGGACAGAGCCGUGCUUCUUGGUCAUGUCAAGAGGAACCUCAAGGACGGGGAUCACCGCGACUUCUUCAAAGGGGAUUGGGAGGCAGAGACCGAUGAUGUCACCAGGACCCCGGCGAAGAAGCGCGAGAGAGACGACACGGAGAUUGAGACCCCUGCGGAGAAGAAGGCCCGGAUGAAGUACGAGAAGCUCACCAGCAAUGGCCCCAGCUUCCAGGCGUUCAAGAACACAUGCAGCGAGAAGAUCAAAGAGAAGUUGGGUGUGGUGACGGCGACAUCAAGCGGUGUUGCUGCGAAGAUCUCCGAGGGCUUGGUGCAGUUGGAGACUGCGCAGCAGAAGUACUCGGAGGACAAGGUCUUGUCUUCUUUUGCCGAUUGCUUGAAAGCUUCUGAGAUUGCUUUGGAUGCUUGGCUUAGCAAAGGCACGACAUUGCCCGCCGAUGUGGCGGCCCGUGAGGUACUGAUUGAGAACGUGACAACCCAGCUCAAGGAGAAGAUUGGGGCAGUUGGUGAGAGUGUCAAGCUCGUGAAAGGUGAUGCCACCCUCCAUCCCAGGUUGUACUUUGAAUCGCAGGCCUUGUCCGUGCUGGAGUACGAUGAUGCGAAGAAGGUGGUUGACAAUCAGGCCCUCGUGCUCAAGACAAUGCUUCCAGUUGCCGACCUGUUCAUGAAGAGCAUCCUCAAGAUUGUCACGGACAUUGCUAAUUACAUCAAGCAGAAGGAGAAGAACACGGAGCGUGCCGAGGCAAAGAAGAAGAAGGAUGCUGAUCAGCUGGAGAUUGGCAAGGUGAAGGAAGCAGCCAAGACGGCAGCUGCCAAAGCGAGGAUGUUCAAUAGGGCAACCAACAAAAUCUUCGCCAUCAAGGAGGACCAGUGGCAUGCAAUGCUUGAGCGAAGCGGCGAAACUUUCGAUGUCAACCAUUACUUGGACAAGCCGUGGGUGCUGAGGAAGAGUGAAACCGUCAAGACCUGGAGGAACAACGCCGAGGCCAGCGUGAAGUUAUCUGAGUUUGGCGGCUCCUACCGGAGAGUCCCCUCAUGCAAACAGGAGAACCGGGCUAUGGCACCGGUCUUGUCCAAGCAGGGCAAGGAGGCUGCGGAGCUCAUGGUGCCCCGUGACCAAGAAGCUGGACCUUUCAUCGUUGAAAGAUGGCAGCAAGUUCGAGAACAACAUGUGGUAUUGGGGGUUUGA